This is a messenger RNA of Arachis stenosperma, 1073 nucleotides long. RefSeq names its product plasmodesmata-located protein 2-like. Gene Ontology annotation, cellular component: plasmodesma. The coding region runs from base 1 to 879 and encodes 292 amino acids. The record is from RefSeq and is a predicted model, not a curated record. The transcript is spliced from 3 exons. Gene Ontology annotation, biological process: plasmodesmata-mediated intercellular transport; transport of virus in multicellular host. Lineage: Eukaryota; Viridiplantae; Streptophyta; Magnoliopsida; Fabales; Fabaceae.
AUGGGUUUUGCUAGAAAGCCCAUGAUUCUUCCUCUGUUGUUGAUUCUCCUCACAAAUCUUAACCCAAACCACUUUGCAGAUUCUGCUGCUUCUUCAGAUUACUCCACCAUCGUCUACAAGGGCUGCUCAAAGGACACAUUCACAGAUCCAAAUGGUUCGUAUUCCCAAUCACUCUCAGCACUCUUUGGAACACUGGUGUCCCAAUCCACAAGAACCAAGUUCUACAAGGCCACUUCCGGCUCAAUCACCGGCCUCUUCCAAUGCAGGGGUGACCUCACCGGCCGCGACUGUUACAACUGCGUCAGCCGCCUACCCGUCCUCUCCGACAAGCUUUGCGGCAAAACCACCGCCGCAAGAAUCCAACUCUUCGGCUGUUACAUGUCGUACGAGGUUUCGGGGUUCUCAGAAAUCUCGGGGAUGCAGAUGCUGUACAAGACUUGCGGCGGAACGACGGCUGCCGGAACAGGGUUCGGAGAACGGAGGGGAACCGCGUUCUCGUUUAUAGAGAAUGGGGUGGUUGGGGGGCAUGGAUUUUAUGCUACGAGCUACGAGAAUGUGUAUGUGAUGGGGCAGUGUGAGGGUGAUGUUGGUGACUCGGAUUGUGGUGCGUGUGUGAAGAGUGCUGUGCAGAAAGCUGAAGGUGAGUGUGGAAACGCCAUUUCUGGACAAGUGUUCUUGCACAAGUGCUUCAUUAGUUAUAGGUAUUACCCAAGUGGGGUUCCUAGAGGAGGAUCAUCUUUCUCAUAUGGUUCAUCUUCUUCAGGUCAAAAUCCUGGGAAGACAGCAGCUAUAAUAUUAGGAGGAGCAGCUGGGGUUGCUUUCUUUGUCAUAUUACUACUAUUUGCUAGGAAUUUGAAGAAGAAACAUGAUGAUUAUUGAGUAUUGACAGCAGAUGAUGAUUUUUGAGAAGACAAAAUUCUUCUUUUGGUGGUGACUUAUUCUUAUGUGUUCAAUUCAAUGAUGGAAGAUGGGAAGUUAGGGGUAAAUAGAGCUUGCUUGAUAGAGAAAGAAGGAUAAUUGAUGAUUCAAUGUAAUGAUUCUUGUAGUUAGUUAAUCAUUUGAUAAAUUCGUUG